Molecule: messenger RNA, 963 nt
Organism: Neoarius graeffei (lesser salmon catfish)
Lineage: Eukaryota; Metazoa; Chordata; Actinopteri; Siluriformes; Ariidae
Product: odorant receptor 131-2-like
Exons: 1
Coding region: 1-963 (320 amino acids)
Biological process (GO): G protein-coupled receptor signaling pathway
Cellular component (GO): membrane
Molecular function (GO): G protein-coupled receptor activity
Source: RefSeq, a predicted model, not a curated record
AUGUCAGUUACUAAUGAGAGCAGUAGUGAGAUUUUGUUUGUGCAACAAAUAUUUCAAGUUGCGAUGGCUGAGGGACCGAUAAUGAAAAUAGUUUUUUCAACCUUACUGGCAAUAUUCUUUAUCUAUCUAAAUGCUGUCAUGGUCUACACUCUUUGGAGCAAGGCUGUUUUUAAAGAGACUCCACGCUACAUUCUGUUUACCCACAUGCUUCUCAAUGAUUCGAUUCAACUUCUCUUUACUUCCAUGUUGUUCAUCUUCAGUCUAGUUUUACUAAAGUUAAUCAGGGUUGCUUGUGCUAUUAUAAUUUUUGUUUCUGUUACAACUUUCCUUAAUGCACCUUUAAACCUGGCUGUGAUGUCACUUGAGCUUUAUGUGGCCAUCUGCUUCCCUCUAAGGCAUGCUGAGAUCGUCACUCAUAAAAGAACUUGUAUUGCUAUUGGAGUUGUUUGGUUUAUUGGUUCCAUAAACUUUAUAAUUGAUUUGUUUUAUGUCGCAGUGAUGGAUUCUAAGUUUUUCACAUCACAAAUAUUGUGUGACAGAAAAAGGCUCUUCAUUAAGGAGUGGCAAGGAAAUGUUUUACAGGGCUUUAGCAUAUUUUACUUUGUGUCAGUAUCUGUGAUUAUCCUUUUCACUUAUAUGAGCAUUGUGAUCACAGCCAGGUCCAUUUCCUCCAAUAAAGACUCUGCUGAAAAAGCCCACAAGACUGUGCUGCUGCACCUCAUUCAGUUGGGCCUGUGUCUUUCCUCUUUUCUCUACAACUUCAUAGAGCGUGCUGCAGCAGAAGUUGGCAAUAGUGCCCUCUUUUCGGACUUGCGCUUUCUAAAUUAUUUGUUUGUUCUGAUCUUGCCACGCUGCCUCAGCCCACUCAUCUAUGGUCUGAGAGAUGAUGCUGUACGGCCUUUAUUCAUCUACUAUUUCUGCUUUGUCACUGGCAAACGAAGGUCUACUGUCAAUGUACACUGA